Molecule: messenger RNA, 1211 nt
Organism: Trichobilharzia szidati
Lineage: Eukaryota; Metazoa; Platyhelminthes; Trematoda; Strigeidida; Schistosomatidae
Source: the annotation of a GenBank genome assembly
CUGAACAUCGCAAAUUAACAAAUAUAUUUAAGCUACCUAUGAAGGGAUGAUAAGUAGAAAGGGAGGCUAAGAUAACAGAGAAUAUGCCACUUCAUGGUAAUAUAUAUAUAUAUAAUGUGGACAAGUUUAUAACACCUAAUUAAAGUGCAAUAAAUAUGAUGAAAAUACUCGAAAGGCGUAAACAGCAUAAAAUUAUUAUUUCAUAAUUAAAGCGAAAUGAAAGUGCGAUUAUAGUGAAAAUUAAUUAUUCGAAAAGAACUGAAUAAAAAAUCAUGAACACACCUUGGAUGACAUCUAUGAGUAACGAUACAAGUAUUUUCAAUCCUUUCUGUCUUUCAACAAGAAAUGCUUUAAUGAAUGUUGAACAAAAAGAUGCUAAUUAUUAUUUGGAACAAAAUCUUAAAUCAAAAUAUGCUUACAGUUUUCAAGGAUUUAAUGAUCCGAAUAAAAAUUUAACAGAUUUCAAUACUUCCUGUAAUUCUAUAUUCAUUAAUGAUUCAUUUGAACAAUCGAAUCCAAUUCCAUCAGUGGUGAAAAAUGUAAUGGAUACAUCUAAAGAGGACUUAUUUACUCUUGCUAAUUAUACUGAUAGAUUAAAAUAUGGUGCCAGUAGAUGGGAAAUUGAUAGUAAUUCUAAAUCAGUUGAUAAUCACAGUAGAAACAAUGAUACACUCUCACAUGUAUCAGAUAAAAUUGAGCAUUACAGAAGAAAGUCAAGAAAACCGUAUUCAAGGCAACAACUUAUGGUUUUAGAAAAAGAAUAUUCACUAAUGCCAUAUGUUACUCGUCAAAGAAGAUGGGAAAUUUCUAAUAAAUUACAACUGACCGAAAGACAAGUAAAAGUUUGGUUUCAAAAUCGUAGAAUGAAGACAAAGAAGUUAAAAACUCGUUCAUAUCCAAGCAAUUGUAUUGUACAACACAAUGUGAAUAAAACCACCUUGAAUGCAGAGCAAUACUCAGCACUAUCUGAUAAACAAAAAUUUCUUCAACUAACGAAUCACUGGAAUCAGAAUAUUUCUUCAAAUUCUGUUAUCUCUUCCAUACUCAAUUAUAAUAUACACGAUGAUGCUAAAAAUCAUUCAUAAACUUUAUAGUUUAUAAAUUUCAUACGAUUGUGAUAAUACUGAUGAUAAAGUUAAACAAUGUAUAACUAUUUCCUGAUGAUUUUGAUGUUCACUGGUGAAAUGUUGAACAAAUAGUUAUAGCAUUUU